This is a messenger RNA of Talaromyces proteolyticus, 2499 nucleotides long. RefSeq lists its product as uncharacterized. Lineage: Eukaryota; Fungi; Ascomycota; Eurotiomycetes; Eurotiales; Trichocomaceae. The record is from RefSeq and is a predicted model, not a curated record. Bases 1 to 2400 code for a protein of 799 amino acids. The transcript has 4 exons.
AUGCUGGCUGCGGAAUUUGUCAGUCGUCACGAACUUGCUAAGGAGUACGGAAUCUGUUUUGAUGGACCAGUUGAUCCUUCUCGGUGGCCGGAAACCCACAGAAGACUAUUCGAAGAUGUCCAGAAACUGGGCGAUCAAAAACACGGAACUUAUAGGGAAAGCAUUACCGUUGACUCGAUCGAAAAGCCAUGGAGGGCACAAACCACACGACGAGCGGAAAGGCUUGUAGGGCUAUCAGAUAAGUAUUAUGACGCUGGACCGAAUGAAAGAAGCUGGAGAAGCAAUAUCGAACCGGAGGUAUUCCACCGGUUCAGUGUCGAAGUUACCUGUCCUGAAUGCACUUCUAGGCUCUGGGAAUCAGAAAUUAGAGCCGCUUUGAACAGUCUGGAGCCAUUUGCAGACUCGUUAGAACAACGACGUGAGAGAAGAAAGGCCUGUGAAUGCCCUGAUCAACUGAAUGGCUAUGAGUCUGGUAUAAAUAUGAUUUUCUCGGACAGGGCUGAAGCGGCCAUCAAGCACGAUCCACCAUUGAAAAUAAAGAAACCGAAAAAAAAUGAGCAAGAGUCAGAGUUGCCAGAUCGGGUAUACGGACUGAGAAAGACAGAAAAGUUCAGCUUAUUGAUGAAUUCAGCUGCUGUAAGAGACCCAUCCAGACGACUACGAGAUAUGAUCGAAAUGAGCCCCUUUGCAGAGGAACGUGAACCACUUCUCUUUCCCUUUCUCAUUUUAGAGGCCAAGUCGAGCAAGCAAGGAGACACGGCCGCAGUUGAAAUGCAAACUGCAUUUUGCAUACGACGAAUUUUGAAACUGCAGCACGACCUUAAAGAAGCAACAGGCUCAGAAUCAUGCUGGAAAACAGGGCCUCUUCUUUGGUUUUUUGCUUCGUAUGGCGAGCGCUGGAAGGUAUCAAGUUGCUUUGUGAAAAGAGAAAAUGGUGAUAUAAAAUGGUGUGUCAUUGAUUUAUGGAGUGGAGAUAUUCGAGGAAAGGAUGGAGCAAUCCAGCUCCUCUUGAUUGUGGACUACAUUUUUGACUGGGCUCGUGACAUAUACCGGUCAUCAAUACAAAACGAGCUCGGUAUUCUCGCCACUGAUGCUAUUGCGACUACUGACCCGGAUAUUUUUUCAAUGCGCGAAAGAUCUGUCUCAGGGUGGUUGAAUGCUUUCUCCGAAGUUGGAAGUUUUUCCGCGGAUAAUUCAUUCGACGACACCACUUCUGAUCUAGACUAUUUGAGCAUCAUUGAUCCCCUUGGAGCGGUACGAGAUAAAUCCAUUAUUGAAACGAGGUUUCUAGCGCUACAUAUAACGGCGAAUGAUAUAGAAGAUUUCCUUCUUUCGUAUACAUCGGUAGAAGCAUCUCGAGAAGCAAUUUACGAAAUUCUGCGAUAUACGCAGAGUUCCUGGAGACUAGAUGCAGCUACACUAAGACAUCUUGAAAAUUGUUGGACAGGAGAAGCCCUCAGGCAGUCUGAUGAAAAUUUCGACGAGCAGGAGAUCUUUUAUACCCACAUCACAAUACUCAUGUUCAUGGGACCGAAAUGGCAGCCAGUACGUCAAAUUACGUGUCUUGCAGUAGCCGAGGCAGCCCUGAAGAUAAUGGCAAGUAAAGUUGCCAGAGUUCCAUCAUCAACUCCCGCUGGCAUGAGGAAGAGGCCUAUAAAGUCAAAUGUAUUAAGAAACGCACUGGUGAAAUACAUCCGGCGGUUUAAGGAACAAUCAGUCAGCCAGAAUCUCACAGCAGCCGUCUUCAUGAUGUGUUUAUCAAGUGCAACAUAUCGACGUGAAGGCAAGAUUGAAAAUGAACUUCUUGUAAGCAGGGGUAAAGCGGGUUAUUUUGGGUUCGUCUUGGACAACUCGCCUAAUGUUCAUGAGAUGGUGACAGCUACAUAUGAAAGGCAUAAAAUAGGGCGGAGACAGCCUGUUGACCAGUAUUUGCGAUUUUCUCAAAUUCAAACUAAACAAAGUGCCAACAACUUCGGAGGUAUUCAAAUAUGGCCCGAUAUGAAGCCUCUUAUGUUUCACGUCAGAGGGUGUAUUAUGAUCGACGGAUUACAUAAAAAUGGCGAUAUUCCAAAACGGUGCCUUUAUAUUGAUAACGUUUGCGAGAUUGAACAAAUCCUAGAACUGGUCCAAUGUGCCUGUCAUCAAGGACGUUAUUAUACCUCGGUGCCGUCUGAUUUAGGGCCGCGACUCGAGGAUGGUUUUAAUUAUAUCAAUCAGUCGACUGACGCCGGUGAAUACUGGGAUGCUAAUAAAAACCAUGAAUCCAUUGAAAAAUGGUUGGAGUUCUUAGAAGGGAUGAAAACGUCAGCAUCAUCAGUACCUUCACCAAUCUUAAUAUCAUCGGACGAAGAGUCAAACGACGGAGUUGAUGAACAGGAUACCAAAAUGGCCAAUACCUGAUCAUGGUAUUUUCAUUUCGAAUCGACUCUCUCUAUGUUGAGGGUCGAUACGGGCUAUUUACGCAAAUAAACUGUCAUGUUAUGCAUCCAUGAAAGUUUA